Messenger RNA from Rhagoletis pomonella (apple maggot), 1620 nucleotides. RefSeq lists its product as uncharacterized. Lineage: Eukaryota; Metazoa; Arthropoda; Insecta; Diptera; Tephritidae. The transcript has 2 exons. The record is from RefSeq and is a predicted model, not a curated record. The coding region runs from base 1 to 1290 and encodes 429 amino acids.
AUGAAUCGGGAAACAAUUAACGCGGAGAAGUAUUCGCUACUUCAAUUAAAGGCAUGGUGCGCGGCAGUUGGCCUCAACGCUAGUGGAGCAAAAGCGUCGCUGGCUGCACGACUUAGCGAGCUGUCGGCAGAAGCAAGGGGCUUGUGUCCAGGAGCCGUUGACGUGCCUGGAGGUGAUAGUGUGCCAGAAAAACGCGGCGCCAAAGCAACGGUGCCACCAAAUGUUGAUGGAGGCGAUGGUACAGCCAAAGAAAAAAAUAACGGCGAUGGACCAACCAACGGCAACGACGCGAAUAACGGCGGGGGAACAACCAGUGACAAAGGUGCGAAUAACGGCGAUGGUGAGCGUGGCAACGAUGGAGCGAAUAACGACGAUGAUGGCGAUUUUACGAAUGAUAGCAACGGGGCGAAUAACGAUGGUGUGAAUAAUAACAAUUGUGCGUAUAACAACGAUGGUGCGUAUGACAACGAUGGUGCGUACAACAACGAUGGUGCGUAUGGUAACGAUGGUGCGAAUAGAGGCAGCGGCGAAGAGCGGCGCGAAUUUUCACAAGAAAUUGUGAGCGUGACAAACGAGCUAGGGUGCGGCCCAGAUAACACGCGCGAAUUCGAUGGCACGAGAAUAAGUCUACUAGAAAAAGAGAUAGAGUUGCUUAAACUGAAAUUAGAGCUACAGCAGGGCGGAGCGAAAUUGAGGGUCGCAGCAGACAACGCUAAGCCUGGGUUGGAGACUAUGAAAGAGCUAAUGCCCGACUAUGAUGGAAGCGAGGAUUUUGAGAUGUGGCGGUCUCAGUUGCUUCAUUUUCAGCGAGUCUUGCAAGUCAGCGACGAAGCGUUAAGUUUAGUCGUACGACUCAAAAUGAAAGGCGAAGCCCUAAUGUGGUACAACUCUAACAAGAUGUUCAUGCGCACUGUUGGCGAAAUCCUCGCAGAUAUGGAGGUCGUAUUCGGAAAGAAGGAUAACAUACUGAAUGCACGUAGAAAGUUCGAAAGGCGAAUUUGGAAGUUUGGCGAGCAGUUCGGUAGCUACGCUAACGAGAAACGGCUGUUGAGCGCUGGGCUCAACCUAUGCGAGGAAGAAUUUGUUGAAUACCUCGUAGACGGCAUUCCUAAUAAACAAUUGCAGAUACAAGCCAAGCUUCAGAAUUUUAAAAGUGCUGGUGAGGUGACCAGAGCAUUCCGGACUGUCGAGUUGCCGCGACGAGUCGCACCAAAAACAAAUAUACAAAGUGGUCAAGAGCGGCUAAGGUGCUACAACUGCAAUUGCUCCGGCCACGUCGCAAAAGAGUGAAGCAAGCCUAAGCGCGAAUACGGGACGUGCUUUGCAUGCGGCGAACACGGACAUUUUGCGGCGAGUUGCAAAAACUACAAGAAGUCGACGUCCAGUAGCAAUUUUAUUCGGGGAGCCCAAUAAGUCUUGUAAAGAAGAGCCUUGUACCGGGAAGAGUGAAGCUACAAGAUGAAAGAAAUUCAUACUAUGGUCUCAAUAAGUCAAAACUAUUAAUUUUUGGGAAAAUAUUUUGUUACGUCAAAGUGCUCAAUAAAAGUGUGUUGAUUGAACUUAGAGUAGUUCCAGACGAAUUGAUUAGUUAUUCAGUUAUUUUAGGCAGAAAUUUUAUUC